UACUGCUGCAUAUCAAUGGGUGCCGUUCAAAUUCCCAGGGAUUAUUGGAGGGAAAAAAGGGGGGGAAGAGAAAAACGAUGCGCGCGCCCUCGGAUCGGUGAUGAGCGGGUGCAGAACAACCCGCCGGGAGGUCGUGUGGCUUUUUUGUCCUUUGUGGGUCUUUUUGCGGUCUGGGCUUGCUGUUCCUAAGGCGCUAGCCAGGAAGCCCUUACCCCAAAAAGUAUCUGCACUGGAUUCUGGCGUCUGAACCACAUCUGGCCUGUCUCUCGCCUCGAUGGAGUUUGUAUCGAGUGAGUACACUACAUAUUUGUGGCACAUUCAGUGGGCGGCAACUGGAAAGCUGGAAACAUUUAUAUAGAUAUUCAUAAAUAUAUGAAAUUAUAUAAAAUGAUCACAAACUCCUACAAUUCAUCAAGAAGUCAAAGGAUCUUUCAUCAAUAUUCUGUCUCCAAACACCAUCUUAUCGAAUCAGCUGCUAAUAAGUUGUUUUCAUACACUUCUUGCUGAUUUCGCCCGUCAGUGCUCUCCACACAAAAACCCCAGACAUAUAAUGUAGCCUCACAAGAGCUGCCGCGCAAACGUAUUAAUGAGGAGCAUUUCAUCUAAAAAUACAUCAUGCCAAAGAUUUUCAAUCUUCUAUGGAGUGCGCCGCAGUAGCCGGGGCAGACGCUAAUAUGUUAUCUAAAAACAAGAUAAAAGGACGAACGCGGCCAACAAAUGAGCCCAGGGAAAUCAAACGUGGAGCUUUGAGCCUUUGACGUAUUAUGUGUUACAUAAAUGUGAUUAUUUCUCCAACCCGUGAGUCUUCACAAUGUGGUUUUGACGUCAGAGACACAUGUUCACCCUCAUCAUCAUCAUCAUCAUCAUCAUCAUCAUCAUCAUCAUCAUCAUCAUCAUCACCCUCAUCAUCAUCAUCAUCAUCAUCAUCAUCAUCAUCAUCAUCAUCAUCAUCAUCAUCAUCAUCAUCAUCAUCAUCAUUAUCCAGCGAGUGUUUAAGUUAGUGUGUUACAUUAUUAUAUUAUGUUAUGAUAGAUGUGUUAUAUGUAAUAUGCAGAUGCUCACAUUCGCUGCAACAUGAAAUGUUGUUCAUUUUUAAAUGAGGCUUGAAUAAAAGUCCAGUGAAACAUUUUUCUGUACUGUUGCCUUUUUUGUCCAAUUGUGAUUUUUAAUCUUCCUUUUGAGCUUAACCCACUUCCACUAUAAAGCACUAAUACGCCCCGCUUUGUUUGUUUGCCUCGUGGGCGUCCGCGGCCUCACACAGACUAAUGUGUCACACGUUUUCCGGUGGAUCUCGCCCCUGCGUCUACUAAUUGACCCAACGGAUCUCAGACUGACCUUCACGGGAGAUUCUGGGUUAAAUCGCAGCCCACGACUUGUGUGUCACACAUGGCCCUGGGAAAUGGGCCAACGCCAGACUUGUGUCAUCAGAUAAGGACGGAGGGUGAUGGAUGCACUUUUGCUCCUCGUCCAAAAGAGGGGAAAACCUUUAUGUCUCAUAUUACUGUACAGCAUAUCUGAAAAGAAGGAAUUUCCUUUUUUUUAGUGAUGAAAACACAACAAUGUAAAACAGAAAGGCAGCAUUUGCAUUUGAGCAGCUAAAAGACCAGACCACUAAAUUAAAAGGCAGUAAUGAAGAGUAAAACCCAGCUGGUGAAAUAAAAAAAUCAGAUGAAGCCAAAAGUUAAAAACAAGACUCAAGCGAGAGGCCUUUCAUGAGAUUUAGUCAGACGUCCCUCACGAGGAUAUGGAUGAGGAAGCAGCAAUGGGCCGAACGCUGUGGAGACGAGCCCGGCCCUCGGUGGGAUGUCUGGGACGGCGUGGCCCUCCAGAGGAGGCUGCUGGGAACUGCAGCAAAGCCGUGUGAGGUACAGGCCCAUCACUUCCUGAGCCUCAUUAUAUUAAGAUAAACUGACAAAUUCAUCCUGGAAGGCUCCUCCUCACCACAUAACAAUAAAAGGUGUUAAACAACCUGCUGUCUGAGGUGAAACUUGGCCGUUCUUGUCUUUCCUGCAUUUGAAGAUCUGCUUGCUGGUCAGUCCCGGUGUUUUUGCUGAGCGCAGCCAAGUAUUCAGUGAUGUGAUUAAAUUCAAUUGCUCAACAAAGCGUGUAAAAGCGAUGUGGGGUGAUUUGAUACCUUGUCCCAGUCAGUCACGUGAGUGGUGGGACAUCUGGCAGCGGUGCCAGGUGUUGACGGGAAGCAUGCAGAGGUUCUGGUGGGUCCUACAUUAAUGUCACUGUCAUCUGGGAAUUCAAGCCUUGGUUCAGUCUGCAGAAUUAGCAAAAGCACAGCUGUUCAAUUCUUGAAUUAUUUUUAACUUGGACAAAGUCAGAAAUACCAAAGGAGGAUUUCGCAGAAUUAUCUGAGUGUUUGUCCACGGUUCCUCCAUUCCUCAGCCGUGAGUAUUAGGCCACAUUUAUCCCGCGUCCGCCUCCCUUCUUUUCACCGGGGGUCGGGAGGAGGGGUUCGGCUGGUAAUCAUGACAGGGGGAAGGGGUCAUGAGGGGUCAUUACUGGAAGUGCAGUGUGUGAAGAAGUCCUUCCAAUAACUCAGCCCUGGUUUCCGCACCGCCUGUCUCAUCUGUGCUUCCGUCGGCAUGUUCCCCCAGCGUGAGCUGUGCGGGCACUGGGCCCAGUCGGACGGACGCAGUGGUUUGAGUGGGACAAAGACACGUACAGUAAGAGCUGGUUCUCGCUCAGGUCAAGCGGAUGAGUGUGAGGACAUGGUGCAUUCUGGGAAAUGGUGUCCUGUGUGAGCCUGGGGGAGCCCAUUCUUGUAAUCAGCCAGAUUCAGAUUCUAGAUUCUUCCAAAUGUAUCACAUCACAGGUUUUGUGACUAGCUGCAAAUUGUCAAAAAGCAUUUCGACAUAGGCCGGUCCCUGAAGGGAGUCCUUCUGCACUCUCACAGGCUCCACAGCAGACAUUACCCUCACACGGGCGUGAGUCAGAUGGAAGCAUGGAAUAGUUAAAUGAUGAGCCACGGUCGGGCUGAGGGUUAAUGGGGGUUUGAUCCGGAGGAGAAAGGAGGAGGAGCUAUUUAAGUUGAGGAGCGAUGUGUCCUAUCCCUGUCUGUCAGUGUUAUAGGAGCGGAGCUGCAAGUCCAACAAUACAGGUAGGACGCUUCUCAGAUUUAAAGAGCGGGUCAAACAUUUGCUCUGAUAACAUGACAACGAGAGUAGAACCCAACACGAUGUUUGUGUCUGUCCUGCAGCAUGCGCCUCCUCCUGGCCCUCCUCUACGUCUGCUCAGGUCUCCCUACCAAGGGAGACUCCAUGGGACAGAACAUGGGCAACAUCGUAAGCAUCGCUCAGACGACCCUGGUCCACAUCAAGGAACUCAGGACUCAGUUACCAGCGGCUCCACACGUAGACGCGGCCACUCCUCCCCUUGAGGGACUCGCCGGCAUCAUCCAGCACCUCGGCGCCCUGGACGACGAGCUGCAGAGCGCCCCGACCGGGCUCCUGGGCCAGAUCCAGGCCGACGUGUCCAGCCUGCACGGGAGGCUGCGCUCGCUCGCCCAAUCCAGGGGCUGCGCCGUGUGGGACGGGGCCGCGGGAGCGCCGGGAGACGGCCGGUUCCCGGAGAGUCGCCUGUACCUGACGCUGGCCAAGGUGCAGCGCUACCUGGAUGAGGUCCUCCACAACAUGAACAAAGUCAAAGUGUGCUGAGAGCUUUCUGUCACGACAAGGGUGGAGAACAAGGAUUUGCAUUUGGACUCCAUUUUAUAUAAAGUUUAACCUCUUUUAAAUCAAUUACCUCGAUACUGCUCAUGUAAGUAUAACAGGAUAAGCAAAACAUUUGUUCCAGCAUCGAUUACAGCGUAAAAAAAAUGUUUUAGUACUAUGCAUUUUUGUAGUAUAUUUUGUGCUUUUGUACAUUUUUACCAUAUUUAAUAAUGGUAUAUUUUUUUAAACAUUUGAAGAGAAGUGUGUAAACUGCAAGGCAAAUCAAUGUGACAUUGAUUUGUCUAAUGUCACAUGUUUUGAUACACGUGAUUAUUCUCAAAUAACUGAUGGUUGAACAUUAUUUUAAAUAAUUGGGACAGAAACUACAGGAUUGAAUGGAGGGUUGGGGCCACACGCAAUACCUUGAAAAUCCACCAGAGGCAGAUCUCAAAGAAUUUCAACCACUGCUGCAGUAGAUAGUAUUAUAUUUAUAACAAACGUAUUUUUAUAGUUCAGUCUGUGCUUGUACUCACUUUAUAAGCUGAUGCUUUUGUUUGUUUUGUUUCUGGGAUGUAGUUCUCUACCAGCAAAUCUGUCAUGUUUAUUUCCUAUUAUGAUAUGUUUCUUAGUCCAGGUGAUCAGCUAAACUUUCCAGAUGUAUUUUUGUAGCAUCAUUUUGUAGCAACAGAUUAAUGUAUAAUGGACCUUUUUAGUUGCUUUUCUCAUUGUAUCCCAGUUUUUCUGGGCGUUUUUCUCAUCGGUCGUGUAAUACCUGAAUUGCACUGUGGGGGGAGGAAUUAAGUCUAAACAUGGGAGUGUGUAUUUGGCCUUUCUCAGAUUAAAAAAAGAGAAACAACUUCAUAAA
This is a messenger RNA of Betta splendens (Siamese fighting fish), 4527 nucleotides long. Its product is annotated as leptin-B-like. The record is from RefSeq and is a predicted model, not a curated record. NCBI's taxonomy places the organism in Eukaryota, Metazoa, Chordata, Actinopteri, Anabantiformes, Osphronemidae. The coding region runs from base 3210 to 3665 and encodes 151 amino acids. The transcript is spliced from 3 exons.